CCUGCUGCUUGAAAAGUGAGGUAUUUAUAGGUGGAGGCGCGACGGCAUCGCUCCAAAGCUCCUGGUUCCACACUGCUCUGCACUUGCCAUCAUGCUGAGGACUGCUGUUUUCGUCUUUAUCGCGUGCUGCGCGCUUUCAGCGCUGUCAUUGGCUGGAGACACAAACAAAUCCAAACCUUCAGCAACUGUCGCCCCUGCAAGUCAAUUUGACAGUUCAAACACCACCACCACUACCAGCAAGGCUCCAAACACCACCACCAAGGCUCCAACCACCACCAAGCAUCCAACCACCACCACCAAGCAUCCAACCACCACCACCAAGGCUCCAAACACCACCACCAAGCAUCCAAACACCACCACCCCUACCAGCAAGCCUCCAACCACCACCAAGCAUCCAAACACCACCACCAAGGCUCCAACCACCACCAAGCAUCCAAACACCACCACCACCAAGGCUCCAACCACCACCAACCAUCCAAACACCACCACCACCAAGGCUCCAACCACCACCAAGCAUCCAAACACCACCACCACCAAGGCUCCAACCACCACCACCAAGCCUCCAAACACGACUACCACGGCUUCACCAACGCCCACACCUAGACCCUCCGCUGGCUUGACCGUAGGAGACUACAAUAUCACAAAAAAUAAAAAUGAGACCUGCCUGAGGGCUCAGAUGGCGCUGCAGAUCCGAAAAGUAUCAACAAAUACAAUCUUCAUUGUUCAGCCACAUCUAACCAGUACUAAAGGAAGUUGCAAUGAAAACAGUGCCAACAUUUGGAUUUCCUUUAAAGAGGGCUUCAUUAACUUCAACUUCACCAAGAAUGUUCCUAAUAACACCGUCUACGUUGAUGCCGUGUCUUUCAGCUUGAACUACCCUUUAACCACUGAAGGUACAACUUACAAGGCCAUCAACAAGUCAGUCCAUCUGUUCCCUGCACAGAUUGGACAUUCCUACUCCUGCAGCGCUGAUUCUAUUUACAUGGGCAACGACCUGUCCCUGGAUGUAAACUCUGACAGAACGCAAGCCUUCAAUCUGACCAAGAACAACUUUGGCAAUUCUGACUACUGUCCUGCGGACCAGCGUAGUUACAAGAUUGCCAUUGGAGUGGGAGUGGCACUGCUGGUGCUCAUCGUGGUGGUGGUAGUGGCCUAUCUGGUGAGCCGCAAGAGGAGGACCGAUGGCUACCAAUCCCUGUGAGGGGGACUGGCCAGAAAGGGCUAAGCAGUCACUAAGACCUUCUUAGGUGGAUGAAGGGGAUCUUUACUGAAACCUGUCAUUUCUGUCUUUGUCUCCUAAUUUAACUGGUUGAUGGUUAGUUACAGUUUUCAUUCAGAGGUUCCUGCGUAUGUGUGCCACUCUAAACAGCUUGAUUUUACAAUUUGAGAAUAUAAAGUUUUUUAAAUUUAGUUUUAAACGAGUUAAAUGUAGAUCAGUUUGAAUAACAAAUGCAUACUGGUUUUCAUUUUAUUGUCACAGCCACACACUCUACACUCCAUACGGUCAGGUUUUGAAACGCCAGUAUGACAAGUCGAGCGCUUACUUUGUCAUUUAAUGCCAGUUGCUAGGAUGUUUAUUUGUGUCACUAUGGUACAUAAGCAGUGUUUGGAUCACAGAGUUGUAUUGUUCAUUAUUGACAACAGCGGCCCCCCGUUAUGAGUCAUAAUCCAACUGUUGCUAUCACUUAACUCAAGAGUUGUGAAGUAAAAGUCAUUUUUAAUCAUCUUUUCUUUUAAAAUUAGAAGCAGCCUAUUUUUAAAAGCAUUACUGAUUUUUUUUAACUGUUACAGGAUGUUGUAUUAAAUGUUUGUUUUGUUUUUUUUAAUCGCAUCUUGUAUGCUCUUAAUUUUUUUUCAUAAAAAGGGAGGUGAUGGUAUAUUGUGUUUGGAUCAUUAGCUAUCAUCAGCUGAAGGGAUCAUCAGUUAUUGCACUGAUCGUUGUCUCAGCCUACUUUCUUUGCCUUUGUCAAACUGUAGUGGAAUGGAGCCUCCAUGUUGGUCAAUAAUGACUUUAGUCUAAUCCUGAUAAGAUUUUUAAUGGCUCAUGCACGUUUUAUUUGGUGUUUAUGCCGAAUAAACAACAAUGACACAAGGGAACCACUAAUUGGCAGUAGGGAACUAUGCAGUUUAAACAACAGUAACUUAAAGUAAGCUGUUCAUUUGCAUUUUGGGUUCAUUUGUGUUUCUAAUUUGGAUGUCAGAUAAAGAACAAAUGUAUGGUUUAUUGUGGCUUAUUCUAAAGUGGUCAGUAAGAGAAAUAUGUAAAUGACAGUCCAUUUAAAUUUUAGAGCGUAUAAAUGUUGAACAGCAGAUUGUUUUGUUUAAAAUUCCUGCAACACAGAGAAGUGAGAGGACAUCUGAACCCACUCAAUCUAUGUAUGUUUGAAGUUUUUUAAAAAGAAAGAAAGCAAUAGGAAUGUCAGUGCUAUUACAUUUAACUUUUGAAAUGCACAAGCUAAAUUUCUCUGUAGGUUUGAAGCGGGGAAGUAAAAAGCUCAGAGAGAUGUCUCAAGAAUUGAACAAAUGCAACCAAAACCUUCUGCGUGCCACCAUAACACCAUACUGUACCAACAAAGGAGUUUCUCUCCUGGUGUCAAAUGUAUUCGUGUGAACCAACUCUUCAGUAAUACUUUAAAUGAUUAUUCGUGUGCUUUUGUUGAUGUAAUAAAAAAGGGAUGUUGUGAUAUUAUAACUGUGUCAGUGACUGGCAGCUCCACUCUUACUGUCAGGGCAGGCAGAGGCUGUGAAAUGAAGACAUCAGCAGAAAAGUUAGACUUUACUGUUGUGCACAGCAUGUGAGCACUUUGUAUCUCGUUUUUACGCCCUUUUCCAAUAAAAAUGAUUAUAUUAUUUCUAAA
Messenger RNA from Neolamprologus brichardi, 2858 nucleotides. RefSeq names its product CD68 molecule (gene cd68). The record is from RefSeq and is a predicted model, not a curated record. Gene Ontology annotation, biological process: establishment of protein localization to organelle. NCBI's taxonomy places the organism in Eukaryota, Metazoa, Chordata, Actinopteri, Cichliformes, Cichlidae. Gene Ontology annotation, cellular component: late endosome membrane; lysosomal membrane; plasma membrane.